This is a messenger RNA of Aspergillus clavatus NRRL 1, 267 nucleotides long. Its product is annotated as small nuclear ribonucleoprotein F. Gene Ontology annotation, cellular component: catalytic step 2 spliceosome; U1 snRNP. Gene Ontology annotation, molecular function: RNA binding. Lineage: Eukaryota; Fungi; Ascomycota; Eurotiomycetes; Eurotiales; Aspergillaceae. The record is from RefSeq and is a predicted model, not a curated record. Bases 1 to 267 code for a protein of 88 amino acids. Gene Ontology annotation, biological process: mRNA splicing, via spliceosome; spliceosomal snRNP assembly. The transcript has 4 exons.
AUGAGUUUCCAACCAGUCAACCCCCGGCCGUUCCUGCAAGCUCGUGUCGGCACCGAGCUCGUCAUCCGCCUCAAAUGGGGCCAGACAGAGUACAAGGGCAAGCUGGAGAGCAUUGAUUCGUACAUGAACGUGCUCCUGCGGGAUACGGAGGAGUUCAUCGACGGGAAGAACACGGGGACACUUGGUCUGGUGCUGAUUCGGUGUAACAACAUCCUCUGGAUGGGUUCUGCGGACAGCGUCGAGAUGACGGAUCUGGGAUUGCGAUAG